This is a messenger RNA of Talaromyces amestolkiae, 2379 nucleotides long. RefSeq lists its product as uncharacterized. Gene Ontology annotation, biological process: iron ion transport; copper ion import; intracellular iron ion homeostasis. NCBI's taxonomy places the organism in Eukaryota, Fungi, Ascomycota, Eurotiomycetes, Eurotiales, Trichocomaceae. The record is from RefSeq and is a predicted model, not a curated record. Gene Ontology annotation, molecular function: ferric-chelate reductase activity. Gene Ontology annotation, cellular component: plasma membrane. The transcript has a single exon. The coding region runs from base 1 to 2379 and encodes 792 amino acids.
AUGGCUGGAAACAUGUUCGAAUCACUGGUUUCGCUGGCGAAACGCAUCAAUGUGCCAAUCACAGCAUCAACCACUGCGGCGGAACAAGCAGAGAUGCAGAGAGAUCCAUGGUCUCAAUCAGGGAAAUACGCAUUAGGCUGGAUCUACUUCAGCGUUGUUAUUGUCGUAUUGACGUCUCUGGUUCGCGUAUACCAUCUCUUAAGCGAUCGAGUUCGAGUAGCCGCUCACAGAGAGAUCAAUCUCCUGUCACCUAAUGGAAAUUCAGCGGGCACAUCAGAACAAGAGCUCACGAGCGCUGCCACCGACAGCUCAACCAGGAAGUUUUUUCCAAGAACCGGACCACUUCCCUCGUCAUCUCGACAACAUGAAUCUUCGUUGCUCCGUCCGAUGAGUGUUGUCAUUGCAGUUUUCCGAUGGGUUUUCUACAGGCCAAUCCCGACGCUGGGUAUCGGCAAGAUGCGCAUAGUUUUCCCGGCUCUUUCGACGAUAGUUCUCGUUUCAGCAGGCUUAGUGUUCAUUACACUGUACUGUUUCCUUCCACAACCGCUGUAUUAUACGAGUAUUGCCUUGGGUUCACCGCCGUUGGCUAUUCGUGCUGGAAUGAUUGCGGUUGCCAUGAUACCCUGGAUCACCGCUCUUGGUACCAAACCCAAUGUCCUGGCUAUAGUGACGGGUAUCAGUCACGAACGACUGAAUGUCAUUCAUCGGUGGCUCGGAUAUUUAUGUCUUUUUAUGUCACUCGUUCAUAUGAUACCUUUCUACAUUACCCCAGUAUGGAGUGAUGAGGGAGCUUAUGCACUUUUCUCACAGAAUCUCAUUCCUCAGGGCGUACAAAUGUACAUUUACGGUACUGGAAUUGCAGCGUUCGUCCCACUGGCAGUCCUCUGUCUUCAUUCCCUUUCCUUUAUACGCUCAAAAGCCUACGAGCUUUUCGCAUACUUGCAUGGCCCCAUCGCCGUUGUAUUCUUGGGCAUGCUCAUAUGGCAUACGAAGAACUUCCUCCUGUCUUGGAAUUAUCUAUGGGCUUCGAUAGCAGUGUGGUUCUUUUCGUACUGCAUCAGAGGCAUCUACCUUAAUUGGUUCUACCCUCUACGAAUGUCAUGGCUGAUUGGGGAAGAAUCAUCGGUGACGAUACUUCCUGGAAAUGCCGUGAAAGUGACUAUUCCGACAGAGAUGCGAUGGAGACCAGGACAGUUUGUUUACCUUCGAAUGCCGGGCAUAUCGCCUCUACAAAAUCAUCCUUUUACGAUAGCCUCCCUUUGCAGUGACGACUUCCCAUCAAAUUACGGACCCGAAUACCGUGAUAUGGUUCUUGUGUUCCGGCCUUUUGGUGGCUUUACGAAGAAAGUCAUGGAGACUGCAAAACGAAAGGGACCUUACAAGAUUUACCGAUCGAUGCUGGACGGGCCCUAUGGAGGUAUGCAACGUGAACUCGCUGCAUUUGACGACGUUGUAUUCUUCGCGGGUGGUAGUGGUAUCACCGCUAUUGCCAGUCAACUUCUCAACCUAAUCAAAAAAAUGAGAGAUGGCCAUGCUGUAACAAAGACUGUCAGAGUAGUUUGGGCACUGAGACGUCCAGAGACAAUGGAGUGGUUUAAAGAAGAGCUUCGAAUUUGCAGAGAAUAUGCUCCACCAAGCUCUGUGUUUUGCAACUUCUAUCUGACGGGUACCGACAAAGACAAUGCUUACGCUACAGAGACGGUGAACGAGAUUCUGCACGGAGUUUCCAACAAGCGAAACUCGGCGUGGAUUCGCGAGGCAGCUGGCGGUGACCUGCAACAGGAGAAGGAGCUUCGUCGGGAGAACGAAGAUGAUAUUGCUCCUCUCCCAAAUGCACACCUUGCUGGAAGCGUUGGAUCUAGUAGCUACCCUCCUCAAGCGGCCUACGUCCACUAUGACCCGUAUGCGCCAUAUACCUAUGGGGCUCCCCCACAGAACGUUCCAUUCGGAGCGUCACAAGCCCAGCACCAGGGAUUCAAUUUUGGCUUCCAACAGAACCAGUCACCACAGCAGCAGCAAUAUAAUUACGAUCAAUAUCAGCAGUAUAGCCAGAUGAUGCAGCAAACACCACAUUMCCCUCCACAACAGCCACAUCCAAUCUCAACAACCGCCCUUAACACUCGAAACACGCUGACGCGGUUCGCUUUCCUUCCACGACAGAAACAAGAUAGCUGGCGCACUGACUAUGCAAGACCGAACAUAUCAGAGUUGUUGCAAGAGCAAUCAAAAAGCUGGGGUCGUCGUACCUGCGUUUUUGUCUGUGGGCCACCAAGUAUGCGAGUUGAAGUAGCUACUACAGUGGCACGAUUACAACAUAUUGUUAUGAAGGAUCCGUCAAAAGACGAGAUAUUCCUUCAUGCGGAGAAUUACGCGAUUUGA